This is a messenger RNA of Penicillium antarcticum, 2286 nucleotides long. RefSeq names its product neutral/alkaline ceramidase. The transcript has 2 exons. Gene Ontology annotation, molecular function: N-acylsphingosine amidohydrolase activity. Lineage: Eukaryota; Fungi; Ascomycota; Eurotiomycetes; Eurotiales; Aspergillaceae. Gene Ontology annotation, cellular component: extracellular region. The coding region runs from base 1 to 2286 and encodes 761 amino acids. The record is from RefSeq and is a predicted model, not a curated record. Gene Ontology annotation, biological process: ceramide catabolic process; long-chain fatty acid biosynthetic process; sphingosine biosynthetic process.
AUGGCUAACGUUCGAUUGGGCGUUAUAUUCGCUGCGGUGAUGCUUGCAGCGCUGGUUUGUUUACAGCUAGUCGCGGUGUUCAAACAUGAAGAGCAAUCACCCUCGCCUCAUUUCAGCAGGAACCUCAAUCAGUGGAAAAGUAGGGCGAGUGAAGCUACUGACGACGGGACAUUUCUGGUGGGAGCUGGCAAAGCCGAUGUAACAGGACCCGUGGUGGAAGUCGAUUUUAAUGGCUAUGCUAGUCUAGACCAGCUUGGUACCGGUCUGAAGCAAAGACUAUAUUCCCGCGCCUUCAUUUUUGCAGACCCAAACAAACCAGAGGAUACCUUUGUGUAUCUUGUACUCGACACUCUCGCUGGUGACACUGCCGUACGACAUGGAGUCCUGCAGGGUCUCGCUGCACUUGGUACUGAUUAUGCACGGUACGGCGAACACAACGUCGCAUUGACAGGGACACAUUCGCACUCCGGACCCGGCGCGUGGAUGAAUUACCUACUCCCUCAGAUUCCGACGCGAGGCUUUGACAAGCAGAGCUACCAAGCUAUUGUCGAUGGAACUAUUCUUUCUAUCAAGCGUGCCCAUGAAAGUUUGACAUUGGGACGGCUGUCUUUUGGGUCGAUUGAUUUGGAGGAUGCCAAUACCAACCGCAGCCCUUUUUCGUACGACCACAACCCCGAAGAAGAAAAAGCAAAGUAUUCAGCCAAUGUGGAAAAGACCUUGACUCUCCUUCGGUUUGACCGGAAAUCUGAUAACAAAACGGCCGCGGUUUUGACUUGGUUCCCCGUCCAUGGCACAUCUAUGUACAACAAUAACACCCUGGUGACUGGUGACAACAAGGGUGUUGCCGCCUACCUAUUCGAGCGGAGUAUCACUGACGAUGCAAGAUUUGCCGAUGAUGCUGUUAUUGGAUUCUCACAGGCUAAUGUUGGGGAUACAAGCCCUAAUGUUCUGGGUGCUUGGUGUGAAGACGGCUCGAAUGAGAUGUGUCGGUAUACUGACAGUACCUGCGGCGGAGAAAACGAGCCAUGUCACGGUCGAGGACCCUUCUUCCGUGAAAAAGAUAAUGGCGCAAAGAGCUGCUUCGAAAUUGGACGUCGCCAAUAUUCAGCAGCAAAGAAACUUUGGGAGCAGAUGAAUACGAACCCUAUCAAACUCACUGGGAGCUCCGCUGUCAGGUCUUUCCAUGUGUAUCAGGAUAUGAAUGGUUACACUUUCCAAUCGCCAUUCAACUCGAGUAUUCUCAAGACUUGUCCCGCAGCUUUAGGUUACUCGUUUGCCGCUGGAACUACAGACGGGCCCGGGGCCUUUGAUUUUACACAAAACGCUACCGGUCCAGCUUCAAGCAAUCCUUUGUGGCAAGUUGCGCGAGCAUUCAUUCACCAACCGACUGAAGAACAACAGAAGUGUCAAGGCGCCAAGGAAGUGCUUUUGGAUGUCGGCACUCUCAUAGAGCCGUAUGCUUGGGCGGCAGACAUUGUCGACAUUCAGUUGUUGCGAGUGGGCCAGCUGUUUAUCAUUAUUUCCACCAGCGAGGCUACCACCAUGUCUGGGCGACGCUGGAAGGAAGCAAUAGCCAAAGGAGCCAGGGAGAAACUCUCUGUUCCAGACCCUCAAGUGGUGCUAGGCGCCCCGUCAAAUAGCUAUGCACACUAUGUGGCAACCGAGGAGGAGUACAGCGCUCAGCGCUACGAGGGCGCGUCCACGCUCUUCGGCCCAAACACCCUGGCAGCCUACAUCAACCUGACUCUCACAUACCUGCCAUACUUGGACAAGCCUUCAGUUGCUUUGAACCUCCCAGACAUCAAGCCUGGGCCCAAUCCACCGGUCAACACCAAUCACUCAUUGAGCUUCAUUGCAGGGGUUGUAUACGACGGUGCACCAUUCGGCAAGUCAUUCGGGGACGUGCUUUCAAACCCGGGGAGUGGACCCUUUGGCCCAGGUAACGUUGUCAAUACAACCUUCGUGGGCGCCAAUCCGAGGAACAACUUGCGUCAGGAGUCGACCUAUGCGGCAGUCGAAAGAAAGAACGAUUCCGGUGACUGGGAGGUGGUGCGCAAUGACCGCGACUGGAAUGUCGUGUUUCUUUGGACACGAACCAAUAGCUUGCUUGGCUACAGUGUAGUGACUAUUCAAUGGCAGAUUGAGGAUGAUUAUUAUAGUGUCGGCGACCCGACCCCCCUGCAGGAUGGGACCUAUCGGAUGCACUACUAUGGAGACUCAAAGAAUGCCUUUGGCCAAAUUUCGUCAUUUGAGGGCAUUGGCGGGACAUUUACAGUCCAGGCUUAG